Molecule: messenger RNA, 375 nt
Organism: Protopolystoma xenopodis
Lineage: Eukaryota; Metazoa; Platyhelminthes; Monogenea; Polystomatidea; Polystomatidae
Source: the annotation of a GenBank genome assembly
UUCUUCCCUUCCGUACUUCCUUCCUCUUAUUAUCUGCUUCUUUAUCUCCUCCUGCUCUCAGACGCUAUGCGUCAACGAGUCAACUCCAACACUUUCGUACCCAAAGGUAAUGCAGGAGUCAAUUCCAGCUCUGAUGCAGUCUUUUUUAAUGCCUCAACUGCCAAUGCCGUGCCUCCGACAAAAGGCUCAUUUGACCAUAGUGACAUGGCCACCAGUCCCCACGACGAAGUAAUGCAGUUACAGAUUGCACUAGCCGUCUCCAAAUCAGAGCAUGAGGAGGAGCGAAUGAAGCGUCGGAAGCAUGAGGACACAUUGCUGCAGUUGGCAUUGGAGGAGAGCAAGAAGUCAGAGGUGCGUGGCCCAGAGGGAGCUUGA